CUGCCGGGGUUGUCAUCCCCCUUCCAUUGCAUGGGCACACCUGGGGAUCGCUCUUGCUCCCCAAAAAGCAACAGUUUAAGAACACCCCCUGAGCAGCACUGCUGAGAGUGGCUUGUGGUUGGACUUGUGUUAUUUUGGGGAGCUUCCACAUGGCUGCAGGUCCCUCUCAUCCCUUGAGUGGUUUCAGAGCCCAUGAACAGCUGUCCAGAGCUCUAAUGGGGUUCAUUUCCAUGCUGAUUCCGUCCUGGCAGCAGAAUCACCCAGGGCUUGGAGGGGCAAAGGGAGUGGACAGAGAGGAUGGGGGGAUUCUCUCUCCCCCUCCUUGGGUCAAGCAGCAGUGUGGCUGCAGUGCUGAGUUUUGAGUGAUUUUAUUCCAAAAGUUACCAGCUUUUUGGAGAAGCCUUGUCCUGACAGUGUUUCCAGGAAAUUUUUAGAGGUGAGGAAAAGAGAUGCUGGAAGGUUGAUUGUUCUUCUCCACCAGAACUAUGUGCAGGAUCAAAACCUGUGGAGUUGGACCUGUGUGGGAGGAGGGAUCUGCUCAGUCUGGGAGAGCUGUUCACAUCCUUUGUUAAGUAUAAUCACAGGUUAGUCAAGAUGGGGCCAGUCUCUGCUGUCCGGCACACAGUCCUGAUUCCUCAUCCCUCCUUGGGUCACCAGGUCUGUACUGGCCCCUGGGGUGGCAGCUUGGGUGUUUUCCAAAGCAAAGCCUGGUCUUUGAAGACUCAAGUGGAAAUGGGACAGGGGAGGAAGGGACACCAGCAGGCACCUGGCACAGGUAGAAUGUGCUGAGAGUGGCCACAGAGGCUGGGACUCAAUGCUGGCAUUGCCAGACCCUGCCACGAUCCUUCCAAGGUGUUCCUGCAGGAGGGAUGGCUCCGGAGCCUUGGGCUCCUCCAGGUAACACAGGAUUGAGCUCGAACUCUGCUUUUCUUCUUCCUCCCUUUGUAUUCUUUUCACUCUUCCCUCCCGCUGCUUCUUUCCUCUUUUGUCCAAACCCCUUUGUUUUCUUCUCCUUUUCCUGAUCCCGUUUUGCCAGUCCUCCUUAUCCCAGCUUCAGGAGCAGGCAGAGCACUGCUGGGACAUUUGUGGCACCACCUGAACACAGUACAUUUGCAGUGGGGUGUCCCAGGGUGUCCUUAGCACGUGCUUGGAGAACUGCAGCUCCCCUGAGUGCCAUGAAAUCCUCCGUCGGCAGUAGGGUGACAGGGAUGGGACACACUGUGUCCAGAAUGCCAGAGGUCUGACUGUGCAGUGUCAGACAAACCAGCAGCUGUUCCCAGCGUGGGAACAUUCCCGGUGCCGUUCCUGCGCGCUGUUCUGGCGGCACCCACGGGGAUACCGGCAGCGGAGGAGCAAGGGAGGGGAAGCAGGUGUGGAAAGGGAAGGGAAAGGUUCCCGGUGGGGCUCCUGCCUUCAUCAGCACUCAUCAGCUCUUUUUGGGAGCUUCCUUCCCCCUAGUGCUGCAGCUGGCACCUACCUGUGUGGCUGGCAUGUCCUCGCUCCUCGGUGCUGUCUCGGUGGCCCUGACGCAAUAAGGGACUGUCCCCGUGCCUCAGUGGCGAGGGCUGGCUGAGGUCCCACCGUGCCCCUGCCAUCCUGGGCAGCUGCCAUCCUGUUCCCUGCCACGCUGCCAGGGCACUGGGAGGAUUCACGGAGCUGGUGGCUGUGCAGCCAAGGAAUUCAGACAGCUCGACACACGAUGGUGCAGAUAAUUCAAAUUAAAUUUUAAUCUAGCAUGAAUUAAUACUGUGGCAUUAACAAUUCUUCAUCAGUACCAAUUACAGUACAUUAGCAGCUACUGCUAGAGAGCACAAUAGUCUCUAAUAUGCGUCAUUAAUGUGUAACAGAUCCCUCUGGGUCAUGCCUUACCCACCCUAGAUAAAAGCAGCAACGGAGGUAGGCAGGGGCUUGCAAGCAGUGCACCCCUUUGGGGCUGGCUCUUACUCCAGGGUCAUGGCUCCAAUGGCACGGUGAUCCUGUGGCACUGCAGCUGGGGUUGGCAGUAGCCCCUCCAGCCUCACUGGGGGUCAGGUUUAGCACUGCCACCUGCAGAACCCCUCUCCCAGCUGAGCACAGUGUCCUCGUCCGUCCGCAGAGGCCAGAGGCUCCAUCACGGCUCUCAAAUGUCUGGAGGAUGGCGAUGGUGGUCUGCAGGCAGCGGCUACAGGGCGAGAUGGCACGACGGGCACUGGCACUGGCACUCUGCCUGUCCCUGUCUGCGGUGGCAUCUGCUGACUGUGUCACCCAGUGCUCCCUCUGCGCAGCCCAGACCCGCGGUGCCGAGGGCAGCGUACAGCCCCUGAUGUGCCUGUGGGAAUGCCAGGGCUCCUUGUCACCCGGCCCCGAGUGGGAGAUGUGCAGGAAGGCACUGGCGCUCCUGGCCCCACUGGUGGCCCUGGCCGAAGGGACAGACCCGUCCCCACAGGAGGCGGAGGAGGAUGAGGCGCAGCCGGAGCAGGGUCCGGGCCCUGCAGAGCUGCCGCUGGUGCCGGCCAAGCGCUACGGGGGCUUCAUGAAGAUGAUGUCCAAGGCGAAGCUGCUGUCCCUGCUCCGCGAGAACGCUCACAGCAAGGGCGGCCUCAGCAAGAAGUCCGAAGGCUUCAGCCGCAAGCCAGGGGAGCGAGCGGCCCCCGAGGACUACCCAGGGCCGGCAGGGGACGGGGACGAAGAGCCCACGGGUGCCGGGGCCGAGGGGCCGGAGCUGGCGCAGCUGCACAAGCGCUACGGGGGCUUCCUGCGCCGCAUCCGGCCCAAGCUCAAGUGGGACAAUCAGAAGCGCUACGGGGGCUUCCUGCGGAGGCAGUUCAAGGUGACCACGCGGUCGGACGAGGACCCCAGCGCCUACUCAGGAGAGGUCUCAGACCUGUAGAGCCAGGCGUGGGACGGCAGCACCACGGUCCCCACACUGCCACCCCAACUGUGCCAUUGCCCCCAGCCCUGCCCCCUGCCCAGCCCGGUGUGGCUGGUGUCACUCUUGCCUCAUUCCCCUGAGGGGACCAUGAGUUCCAUCCCCAGUUGUCCCUCUGGUUCACCUGCCCAUCCUGUGCACGGAGGGGACAGGGCCACUCCUCCGGCUGCUGGCGGUGUGGCUGCGGCCCAGCCCAGGGUUCCCGGGGGUGUAUUGCUGGGCACACAUAUCCUCCAUCCUCCCGUGGCUGCUGGAGCACAGCAGGGUCUGGAAACCAUCACAGCUGAGGUACAGGGCAGGGGGCUCCGAGCACUGGGAAGAUGAACCAGGGCAGGAUCAGGGAGGUGGCUGCCGUGGCCACGGGCAGAGGUGGCUGGUGGAGCCACAGCACCAUCACCAGGUGCUCAAGCAGUGCUGAGCCCAGCCCCCACUCCCCUCCCCGAGCCUCUCACAGUGUCCCACUAAUCCCAGCACCCACCCGGUGCCCCUGGGCUCCCCCUCCAAGAGCAACUCUAGAGGCAGGGUCAGCCCCAUGCCCCAACACCCAACUCCUCCCCCUGCAGUCAAUAAAAGGCAGAUGCCAAUGAAGCUGAA
Vidua macroura (Pin-tailed whydah) is the source of this 3502-nucleotide messenger RNA. RefSeq names its product prodynorphin (gene PDYN). The transcript is spliced from 3 exons. The record is from RefSeq and is a predicted model, not a curated record. Lineage: Eukaryota; Metazoa; Chordata; Aves; Passeriformes; Viduidae. Bases 2135 to 2869 code for a protein of 244 amino acids. Gene Ontology annotation, biological process: chemical synaptic transmission; neuropeptide signaling pathway; sensory perception. Gene Ontology annotation, molecular function: opioid receptor binding. Gene Ontology annotation, cellular component: dendrite; neuronal cell body; axon terminus.